AUUAUUGCUGAACCUCUCACUUCCGAAGCUUAUGCUGCUUAUGGCGAUGUCAUUCACGCUCCUGGUGCUAAAUACGUUACAGGCGCUAACCAAGGUACUGCUGAAAAAUAUCACCACGUUGCUCAAGUUGCCAACUUAUUCCCUAAGGGUAAUGGAAAGAUGAAUCUUUGUAUGUUCCACUGCCGUCCUACAACCGAAAUCCCAUUCACCGUUAAAUUACUCGAAAGACACCCUUACUCAAGCCAAGCUUUUAUUCCUAUGUCCCACGGCCAAACAAGAGGUUACUUGGUUGUUGUUGCCCUCAAUGGUGCUGACGACAAGCCUGAUAUGUCCACUUUGAAGGCUUUCUUUGCAACCUCUGAACAAGGUAUCAACUACAGAAAUGGUGUCUGGCAUCAUCCUAUGGUAGCUUUAGAUGCUGCCACCGAUUUCGUUGUUGUCGUUCAUGAAAGUGGUGUUCCUGAAGAUGAUUGUAAUGUAGUAGAGGUUCCUCAUACCGUUGUCCAAGUUCCUGGUUUCACCACGCAAUAA
Messenger RNA from Mycotypha africana, 531 nucleotides. RefSeq names its product ureidoglycolate hydrolase. NCBI's taxonomy places the organism in Eukaryota, Fungi, Mucoromycota, Mucoromycetes, Mucorales, Mycotyphaceae. The annotation marks the transcript as partial. The record is from RefSeq and is a predicted model, not a curated record. Gene Ontology annotation, biological process: allantoin catabolic process. The transcript has a single exon. Gene Ontology annotation, molecular function: ureidoglycolate lyase activity; ureidoglycolate hydrolase activity.